Messenger RNA from Cladophialophora yegresii CBS 114405, 1140 nucleotides. RefSeq lists its product as uncharacterized. NCBI's taxonomy places the organism in Eukaryota, Fungi, Ascomycota, Eurotiomycetes, Chaetothyriales, Herpotrichiellaceae. The transcript has a single exon. The record is from RefSeq and is a predicted model, not a curated record. The coding region runs from base 1 to 1140 and encodes 379 amino acids.
AUGCCCGACCACGGUCAAUUGCCGAAUGUCAACAUCCAUUACUCCAUUCCCGCAGAUGAGAAACAGAUUGUCGCGUCUCUACGCACUCUCCAACGCGAUCUCAACGAAGCCAUACAGACCAUCAAUUCUUUAACCCGCGAACGCGACGAAGCCCUGCUUGAGCUUAGGUUGCUUAGAGCUGCAUCUAAGAAACAAAGCACGCCCGUGAGGAAAAACAGAGCUGCUUCACGCGUUGAGGAGGAACUGUUCGACAUCAGCCGGUCCAUGACUCCAGAAGAAGGUCCAGCCCGCCGAGCUUCACUGAGAGAGAAGACCUCAGAACCCAAAGGAGAAGCCAAGACCACCAUCUCUGACGAGGCCCGUGUCCUGUCACCUGUCAACAUCAACCCACCGCUGUCUCCCAACGCUGAGAAACGACUGAGCAGCAAGAACGAGGCCAACGCCAGGAGCAGAAUCCAGCCCUACCAGAGACCAACAGUCAAUGACACCGAAAACAGCGUCCUGGAAGACCCUACUGCCGCAUCGAACACUUCGCGCCGCCGACGCCACGCUGCCCUCGACGACAAUAUGACCUCGGCAUACAUCAUUCCGGAUAUCACUGUCAGUCAGCCCGCAAGAGCCGAGGUCUCAAAAGAGGCUCGACAUGUCCUCCACCGCCAUGGCAGUGACCCAGAUCACAGUGACAACUGCACCGUCUGCCAACGCCUCACAGCUCCAGCUCGAGCAUCCAAACAGCUUGCUCGCACCAUUCGCUCCACAUCCGCUCCGGCCGAAAAGCUUCCCCGUAACAUCCGCGCCACAUCCGCGCCAGUUGAGUCCAGACCCGACUUCACCGCCCAAGUCACCCACCUGAUGAAGGAAAACAUGCUCGAGGAACCGACAUUGCGGCCCAGGAUCCACCCCUGGCACGCUCUUGCUAAUGUCAGGCAGCUUCUGACCGAUCAGUUCGAGGAAGCCAAGCGGAAGCAUGCCCUUGCGUGGGAGCAGUACGAUGCGAUUGAGGCCCCCUUGAACAGCAAGAAGCAUGCGGCUGCGAGUGAACAGCUGUUUUACUGGUCGAAGAAAAUGGAGGAGUGUCGGAUCAACUUGGAUCAACUGAGGGAUGUCGAGGAGGGGAUGAAAGACGACGAGAGUCAGUAG